Molecule: messenger RNA, 2025 nt
Organism: Oncorhynchus keta (chum salmon)
Lineage: Eukaryota; Metazoa; Chordata; Actinopteri; Salmoniformes; Salmonidae
Exons: 7
Coding region: 1-2025 (674 amino acids)
Source: RefSeq, a predicted model, not a curated record
AUGGAUGGCUUUGGCCUUUGUUUCUCCAAUCACUGGUUCCCCCCUCAGACAAGAACUCGACGCAGGACCACUAGAGCCAGACGUCUACAGGGGCAGAGGGGGGGAGGGGGGGGGGCAACAGCUGAGUUGACACGCCUGGAGGCCAGGCAGAACAUCCCACCUCCAAGCCCUUUACCUCCUCUACCUUCCCCAGACCCUCCCCAGGAUCCCUACCCAGGAUCCCUCCCCAGGAUCCCUACCCAGGAUCUCUCCCCAGACCCUCCCCAGGAUCCCUACCCAGGAUCUCUCCCCAGACCCCCAGGAUCUCUCCCCAGACCCUCCCCAGGAGACCCCCUCCCCACCCAUACCCCCCCUAGGAGCCCCUCCCCUAGGAGCCCCUCCCCCAGGAGCCCCUCCCCAGGAGCCCCUCCCCAGGAGCCCCUCCCCCAGGAGCCCCCCAGGAGGCCCCCCAGGAGCCCCCCUCCCCAGGAGCCCCCUCUAGGAGCCCCCUAUACUGAUUGUCACUGUGACGACCAUGAGAGUGGUUCUAGCUCUACCAGUCGCAGCGCCUCAGAGAGCUCCAAGACCCUUCCCAAGCCCCGUCGCCUCCAGCAGGCCGCCCCCUCCGACCCAGACCUGCCCCCAGGCUACGUCCAGAGUCUGAUCCGUCGGGUGGUGAACAACGUCAACAUUGUGGUCAACAACCUGAUCUUGAAGUACGUUGAGGACGACAUCGUCCUGUCUGUCAACAUCACCUCUGCUGAGAGUUACACCGUCCAUGAGUUCUGGGACCGAGCCUUUAUGGACAUCACAGCUCCUGACCUGGUGCUUCGUAAAGUGAUCAACUUCAGUGACUGUACGGUGUGUCUGGAUAAGAGGAACGGCAUUGGGAUGAUCCAGUUCUACCAGGAUCCUCUCCUCUACAAGUGUUCCUUCAGGACCCGACUCCACUUCACCUACCAGAACAUCAACUCUAAGAUCCCUGCUGUCAUCAAGAUCCAGACGAUGGUGGAGUCCCUGAAGCUGUCCAUCACAGACCAGCAGCUGCCCAUGUUCAUCAGGAUCAUGGAGCUGGUCCUCAGCCUCUACUACGGAGAGAUAGGAGGAGGGAAGGACGGAGAGGCGGAGGAGGGGAGUGGACAUGGAGAGGUCAUCACUACACCAGGUCUGGACGGAGACCCAGAGGCCCAGGUCAUGGCAGGACAGUACCCCAGCCCAGAGCAUUACAUGCAGGGGGAGGAGGGGGACCAGGGCUGGGUGUCCUGGGCCUGGUCCUUCGUCCCAGCCAUCGUGGGAGCUGAGGAUGAGGAGGGAGAGGAAGGCUUCUACCAGCAGGGGGAGGAGGGAGGCCGGUCCAGCCCACAGCAGAACCCACCUAAAGACCCUGUUGUCUCCAUAGGCUUCUACUGCACCAAGGCCUCUGUCACAUUCAAGGUAGGAAGACCAGGGAGGGAGUGUGUGUCUGUGUGUGUCCAGAGUUGGAAUAUUGUGGAAUGUGCUAGAAUUAAAAUAUACAAUUAUUUGUCUCUCUCUCUGUCUGUCUCUGUCUCUCUCUCUGUCUGUCUCGGUCUCUUUCUUUGUCUGUCUGUCACUGUCUGUCUCGGUCUCUGUCUGACUCUCUCGGUGUCUCUCUCUGUCUCUCUCGGUGUCUCUCUCGGUUUCUUUCUUGGUCUCUCUCCGUCUUGGUCUCUCUCGGUCUCGGUCUCUCGCUCCGUCUCUUUCUCUCUCCCUCUCCUUCUCCGUCUCUCUCCGUCUCGAUCUCUCUCCUUCUCCUUCUCUCUCGGUGUUUCUCUCUGUCUCUCUCGGUGUCUCUCUCUGUCUCUCUCGGUGUCUUUCUCUGUCUCUCUCCGUCUCGGUCUCUCUCCGUCUCGGUCUCUCGCUCUGUCUCGGUCUCUCUCUCUGUCUCGGUCUCUCUCCUUCUCGGUCUCUCUCCUUCGCCUUUUCCGUCUCUCUCCGUCUCGGUCUCUCUUUCCGUCUCGGUCUCUCUCCUUCUCGGUCUCUCUCUUCCCUCGGGUUCAGAUCAGUCAGAUCAUGUUUCUGCAUUAG